Messenger RNA from Ruditapes philippinarum (Manila clam), 1111 nucleotides. RefSeq lists its product as uncharacterized. Bases 108 to 938 code for a protein of 276 amino acids. The transcript has 5 exons. The record is from RefSeq and is a predicted model, not a curated record. NCBI's taxonomy places the organism in Eukaryota, Metazoa, Mollusca, Bivalvia, Venerida, Veneridae.
AGGGCCGAACAGUUGCGACUGUAAAAUAUAGUACAGGAUGGUUAAAUGCAGGAUAAUAUUUUCGCAAGACUUGAGGAACUUUGGAUAAAUAUCUUGUGAAAAUCGAGAUGGCACAUGAGACACAUUUAAAGAACAACAAAUACCGACAGUGGGUCAAGGCAGGCCUAGGCCUUCGCUAUCUUCAAGAAGGGCUUGCGCCAUUUUGUGAUGACAUAGGAAAACAGCAACACAACGAUAUUAUAAACAAAAUACAACAAACAAAGACUCCUCAACCAAACGUUCCAUGCGGCGCCUGUCAGAUAACAACUCUCCAGCCAGAUCAUGUCCCAGUCUCAAAAGGGAUAUGUCCCCUACUACAAAAAAAUUGUAACUGUUGUUUUCCAAAAAAAACGAAACGCUGUCCAAACAACAUAUGUGGUGCCAUCUAUGACAGCAUUAUACAGUAUCAUGCAUCAACACCACCAGCACCUUUUUGGAGAAAUAGUGAUAGUCAACAGUGGUCAACAGACCCAUGGAGCGUGUGUAAAUGUUUUAUAAAUGUUCCUGGGUGCAAAGACAAGACAUCAGCAGUCGACACUGAAUUAAUUGGGUUGCUAAAUGUUAUCAUAAAUAACAAGUACUUUCAUAACCAUUUUGGAUGCAAUGUUACAGGACCAAACAAUCUUUUUUCAAAGGUAAGACAGUAUAGAAAUGACAUUUUACACUCAACAAGUAUGGAAUUAGAGGAAAGCAAGGCUAAUACUUACAUUGAGGAUAUGAUAGCUGUUCUACAAGAUGGAAAGGAAAUUGUACAUCGACAAGAUGCACAGCAAGCUGUCCUUAAACUUCAAGAACUUAAGAAGAAGGAUUUCGUUAUAACUUCUGAAAGCAAGGAUGAAAUGUCAGAAAAUGUUGCUGCUGAAGAGGAACAUGAGGAGCUUAAGGUAUUGAAUGUAUAAUUGACAAUGUUUUAAAAGUCAUCUAAAUUUUUGUAUAAUCAUAAAGCAAAAUAUUUGCCUUUAAACACGCGUACAGGUGUCUAACCAUGUGUGUUGACAAAUUAUAGCCCUGAGUCAAAAUUGGCGGAAACAAUUUUCUGAGACUUGUAAAUUAUUGUAAGAUGAGUUAAAGU